Messenger RNA from Solea solea (common sole), 789 nucleotides. Its product is annotated as stonustoxin subunit beta-like. The record is from RefSeq and is a predicted model, not a curated record. Lineage: Eukaryota; Metazoa; Chordata; Actinopteri; Pleuronectiformes; Soleidae. The transcript is spliced from 2 exons. Gene Ontology annotation, molecular function: protein binding. The coding region runs from base 154 to 726 and encodes 190 amino acids.
UGCAUACUUGAGUAUUGAGAAACAGCCACCGUCUUCUCUUUGAAACACACCUGUCCUUGUAGUUCAUCAUUGUGUCCACCAGAGUGCGUCAUUAAGACAACAGUUUGGACUCAUGUUGGACAGAAACUCAUUCAGACUGUUUCUUCCUCCAGGAUGGACCAUGCUGGAGAGCAGAGGUUAAAACCUGGUGUCAGGAAGUAUUCAUGUGAACUGGAACUGGACACAAACACAAUGAGCAGAAACCUCAAACUGUCUGACGACAACAGGAAAGUGACCCGUGUGACAGAAGAUCAGUCGUAUCCUGAUCAUCCAGACAGAUUUAAGUCCUGUCCUCAGCUGCUGUGUAGACCUGGUCUGACUGGUCGCUGUUACUGGGAGGUCGAGUGGAGAGGAAUAGUUUAUAUAUCACUGAGUUACAGAGGAAUCAACAGGAAAGGCGACAGUUCUGACUGUUGGUUUGGACGUAAUGAUCAGUCCUGGAGUCUGAACUGCUCUGACGUUUAUGGUAACUCUGUCCGUCACUGUGGGACACAAACACCCAUCAUGUCCUCUGUCUCUCACAGAGUAUCAGUGUAUGUGGACUGUCCUGCUGGGACUCUGUCCUUCUACAACGUCUCCUCUGACUCACUGAUCCACCUCCACACCUUCAGGACCACAUUCACUGAACCGGUUUAUCCUGGGUUCCUGGUCUGUCAUGGUUCCUCAGUGUCUCUGUCUCCUCUGUAGGACAUGAAGAGACAGCAGCUUCAGUGGUGGAUGAGGUCAAAGCUCGUCUCAGUCAUUCUUUGU